AUGGAGCUGCUGCAGGAGUGGGCGGAGAGGAAGGCUGCAGAGGCAGGGGAAAGGGAAGGCCAGCAUGGGGCCAGUCGAAUAGGCGUCCCCACUGGCAAGAAGCUGCACUUCAUCAUCCGUCGCUUUCUGCAUGAGUUUGGCCGCCUGGAAGCCGAGAACGCGGCAAUGCAAGUGAUGCAGGGCUCUCGGCCUCUGCACCAACCAGCAGCAGCACGAGCGCCAGACCCAUCUGCUGCUGCUGCCGCUGCUGCUGCUGGUGGUGCAACGAAUCGUGGUGGCGUGCACAGAAGGAGGCGAAUCUCGUUUGGAGGAGAUGGGGAGGGCGAGGAGGAUGGCGGGCUGUUUGCAUGGCUGUGGGAGCAGUACCGGCGCCGCCUCGUGCUCAACAAAGCCGUCGACUUCUCACAGUUCGCCCCCAAGGCGGUGAAGCUGCUGCACGCACAUCCAGAGAUACUCGCGUCGAGCAGCACGCGCAGCAGCGGGGAGAACGUGCCUAGCAGGGCGCGCACUGCUGCAGUCGCAGCCUCAUCCAGGAGCCACCUUCUUGUGUCGCAUGUGCUUGGUACAGCUCUCGCCACCUCUUUGUCCUCCAUUGCACCUCAGCUUCCGAUUCCUGAUUAUCAACGCCCGUCCCAUACUCAAUACCCAGUCCUGCUCUCUGUCUCCUCUGUUCCUCGCCCCUUGGACGAGUUUCAAGACACCGACAGCUGUCAGAUGGAGCUGCUUCUGCUGCUCUGCCGCCCGCUGCCGUCCGCACCGACCCUGACCCUCGUGGCUGACGACGACCAGCAGAUCUACUCGUUCCGCGGCGCCAUGGGCCUGCCGAACCUGCGCCGCUUCCUCCGAACCUACCCGCAGGCUCGGACGGUCUGCCUCGACCAGAACUUCCGAAGCUGCGGCUCGGUGGUGGAGGCCGCCCGCCAUGUCAUCGCGCACAACCAAUGGCGGCACGCCAAGUGGAUGGUCACAGCAGCACCAGUGGGGCCGCUUGUCUCUUUGUGCGAGUGCAGGACGGAACGAUGCGAGGCGGCAGCCGUGGUCGGCAAGAUUUGUCAUCUUGUGGGGUCGUGCGGGGUGCCCGCGAAUCAAAUCGCGAUUUUGUACCGUGUUCAGGCCGUGGGAAAGGUGAUGCGGCAGUAUCUGAUGAGUCACGGGAUAAAGGUGUCCACAGCAGCAACAGGAGGAGGGGGAGCAGGGCUUGGGAGUGCAGGAGGAGGGGGAGGAGCAGGAGGAGGGGGGGAGUGGGGAGCAGCAGAGGAGGAUGGGGUUGCAGUAGCUGCAAAUGGCUUUAUAGCAGAUGGGGGUAACGGUGCCAUGGCUGGUGCUAGGGGAGGAAGGGGGACGGGGACAGUAGGAGCGGUUUUCCAUGAUAUCCUAGCUCUCAUGCGAUUGGCUGCCAAUGAGUCGGAUGACGUGGCGUGCAGGCAGGUCCUGCGCUUUGUGUGUCCACCGCCCACCCGCCAGGUGGCGAUCUGUCUGCGUACGCUACAGUGCUCCCCGCACCGCAUAUCCCUCCUUCCUGCCGCCCGUAUGACUCGUCUGCACCUCCUCGGGAUCUCCCGCUGUGCCGCCCUCUCCAACGUGUCUUCCACCAAUUCUGGUGCUUGUAACGGAUCGGCAGGCAACAGCAGUGCUUAUAACGGAUCACACUCUACCCAUGCACACAGCGCAGCCGACCCUGCAUGGCCCCACACGCUCUCACCAGACGACAUGGAGGUCCUAGAGGGGAUAAGGAAGGUGGCAGCAGCAGUAUCGGAGCUGCAAGGCCUCCUGGGCAUCCCCCCUCCUGGUUGGUCUUCUACCCCUGCUCCUGCCUCCUCUACUCCUGCCGCUGCUCCUUCCUCGUUUGCUUCUGCCGCUGCGUCGCGCCCCCCUGCCAGCAGGAGGAGAGGCAGUUCUGCUGGAAUUAUGGGUCUGGGUGGUGGGCCCUCGCCCUUCCCUGCGCUUUUCCAAGGAGAAGGAGGAGGGGAGGAGGAGGAGGAUCGGGUGUCCUGUGAGGCGUUGGUGAGAUGUGCACUUCGGUUUGUAAGAGUAGUGAGGGGUGGGGAGGGGCGGAGUGGGGCGGGGGUGGGGGCGGAGGUGGUGGUACAGGGGGUGUUAGGGGGCGGGGAGGGAGGGGGAGUGGCCGGAGCGGUUGGGGGAGGGAGGGGGGGUGGUGGGACGGGUGGUGGUGGGUGGGUAAGUGGGCGUGGGUCGGGAAGUGGGCGUGGGGGACAGGGGGGAGGGGCAGGUGCGUUGGAUCCGGCGAUGUUUGCGGGGGUGAGAGCUCUUCUUGUGGAGGCUGCAGCUUUUGACAAGGAGAGGAGGCAGACACGACAGGCUAUGCAAGCUAGAGCAACGACUUCCACCCCUGUGAAAGACCGUUACAGUCCGGGCGGCAGCAGUGAGAGCAAGCAGGGCGGCAAGAGGCCAAGCUACGCCGACCUACUGCUGCAGCGUGAAGGAGUGGUGGGAAUGAUGGGCGGCGCGGCACAGGGAAUGAGGCUCGCCCGGUGGUCCAAUGCUGCAGGGACUAGCACCGCAAGGCAAGCUGAGUUUGAGAGACGGAUGGGGAGGCAAGGUGAAGUGGCCUCACACUAUCCUGGUGGUUAUAUUCGUGGUGAUGGUAAUGAUGGUGAGAAGGGCAGUGAAGAGAGGGAGGCAGAGAGGGAGGAGGAGGAUGGGGAGGGGGAGGAGGGAGAGGUGGUGGUUCAGUUUGUAGACAGAGUGAUGGAGAGAGUGCACGAAAGGGAGCUCGGCGUGGGUGUGGAGGAGGGAUUGGGAGUGGUGGGGGACGGUGCUGAGGCAGGAAGAGAGGGGUGUGAGCGUGAGAGUGGAGUGCGGCCCCUUCCUCCACUGCCUGCCAUGCCCCCUGACUAUGACGCUCAGCUGGAGGAGGAGGUGAGCUCCGAUUUCUGA
This is a messenger RNA of Closterium sp. Yama58-4, 2898 nucleotides long. NCBI's taxonomy places the organism in Eukaryota, Viridiplantae, Streptophyta, Zygnematophyceae, Desmidiales, Closteriaceae. The record is from the annotation of a GenBank genome assembly.